This is a messenger RNA of Saccostrea cuccullata (small rock oyster), 581 nucleotides long. RefSeq lists its product as uncharacterized. NCBI's taxonomy places the organism in Eukaryota, Metazoa, Mollusca, Bivalvia, Ostreida, Ostreidae. The transcript has 2 exons. The record is from RefSeq and is a predicted model, not a curated record. The coding region runs from base 4 to 519 and encodes 171 amino acids.
AAAAUGUCUUCUGGAAAGUUUACCAACAUUACUGUUUCAUCAGAAAAUGUGACGCAAUACAGUUCUCUAGAGCCUGGGGAUCAAUUAGCAGUUGAGGGAGAGAUGUCGGGUAUUGAUUACUACCACCAUGGUAUUUUCAUCGGUCACAAAGAAGGUAUCAUCGAUUUUGGUGGACCGGACAAAAAGAGUGCAACGGUGAGGCGAGUUGAUCUGCUUCAAUUUACUGAUUACGGAAGAAGAAGACUUGUAAGAAUUACCUAUCCUGAGAAAGAUCAAUGCCUUCCUCCGGAAGAUGUCGUUUGGUACGCAGAAGGGUUGUUCGAAAACCCGCAUAUUUGGGGACCAUAUGACAUCAUAAAAAACAACUGCGAACACUUUGCUACAAAAUGCAAAACUGGCAUUGCAGUAUCUAAUCAGGUCAUUCAAAAAAUUAGAGAUUGCAUUCAAAAUCCUUUUCAAAUUUUCAAAUAUGCGGUGUCUUCAUCCAAAAUGUCUUCUGGGUCUCUUUCUCGGAAAUGAAAACCUAAUCAGUCUGAAAUCCCAGUAUGCUAAUCAUUGCUUGGAAUAAUUAAGAGAUUUCA